Messenger RNA from Homarus americanus (American lobster), 1044 nucleotides. RefSeq names its product proteoglycan 4-like. The transcript is spliced from 2 exons. The record is from RefSeq and is a predicted model, not a curated record. Bases 1 to 1044 code for a protein of 347 amino acids. NCBI's taxonomy places the organism in Eukaryota, Metazoa, Arthropoda, Malacostraca, Decapoda, Nephropidae.
AUGUUGGUGGCCCCGGAGACCACACACCAGAGUGUUAGUGGCCCCGGAGACCACACACCAGAGUUGCGUGGCCCCGGAGACCACACACCCAGAGUGUCCAGGCCCCGGAGACCACACCCCAGAGCUUGGGCCCCGGAGACCACACACCCAGAGACACCACACCCAGAGUGCUUAGGCCCCGGAGACCACACGCCCAGAGUGUUUAGGCCCGGAGACCACACGCCCAGAGUGCUUGUGGCCCUGGAGACCACACACGCCCAGAGUGCUUGUGGCCCCAGAGACCACACACCCAGAGUGUUUGGGUCAGUGAGACCACACACCCAGAGCUGGCCCCGGAGACCACACACCCAGCGUGUUGUGGCCCCGGAGACCACACACCCAGAGUGCUUGUGGCCCCGGAGACCACACGCCCAGAGUGCUUGUGGCCCCGGAGACCACACACCCAGAGUCAGGCCCCGGAGACCACACACCCAGAGUGCCUGGCCCUGGAGACACACCCAGCAUGCUUGUGGCCCCGGAGACCACACGCCCAGAGUGCUUUGUGGCCCCGGAGACCACACACCCAGAGUGUUUGUGGCCCCGGAGACCACACACCCAGAGUGUUUGGCCCCUGGAGACCACACACCCAGCGUGCUUUGGUCCUGGAGACCACACGCCCAGAGUGCUUGUGGCCCGGAGACCACACACCCAGGGUGUUGGUGGCCCCGGAGACCACACACCCAGCGUACCCCAGGCCCCAGACCACACACCCAGAGUGUUUUGUGGCCCUGGAGACCACACACCCAGCGUGCUUGUGGCCCCGGAGACCACAUGCCCAGUGUGUGGCCCCGGGACCACACACCCAGCGUGCUUGUGGCCCUGGAGACCACACGCCCAGCGUGCUUUGGCCCUGGAGACCCACACGCCGAGUGCUUGUGGCCCCGGAGACCACACACCCAGAGUGCUUGUGGCCCCGGAGACCACACACCCAGAGUGUUUUGGCCCAGACCACACCCCCAGAGUGCUUGUGGCCUGAGACCACACACCCAGCGUGCUUUGGCUUGA